AUGACUGAUUAUUUAAAGCAGCCUGCGUUUUUUGUUGGAGAAAUUGAAGAGGAUAUUAAUUUAUCCUUACCUCCCACAUCUGGAGAAGAAUAUAUUAAAAGAGUGAUUUGACAGGUUGUAUGGAAGCACCACCAAAACUUGGUCCUACGCUUGCUUGGCAAUUAUGUCAAGUGUCAGACUUUUCCAAUAUCAGACUAUACAUAAGCCAAUUAAAGAAUGAAAUUCAAACAUUAAAGCGCAAAUGGAAACCUCCAAAGAUUGAUAUGCCAAAUAUAGAUGAUGAGAAAGGUUGGAUCAAAUUCUGUUCUGGUAAUGAAAUAGAAGGGGCAAGAAUUCUCCCAACAUUAGACGUUAUCUUUUCUUUAAAUCAACCAAUGAUAGAACAAAUAUUGGAAUAUUUAGUGGAAUACAUAGAAAAAUUGGAAAAGAUUGAAUAUAAAUUGGGUCAAUGGUUAUACGCAUUGCUGGUUGUUCUGGAAAUGCCACUAAUUCCAGAAACAUGUUCCUGUUUGCGUUCACUGGCUAGAACUUGUUCUGUCAUGCGUGCAAAAUCGGUAAUAAUGAAUUAAAGAUGACACUACUCUUUAUUUUUUAACAAAUCAAUUUUAUUGCAUAUGUGUAUGUUACAUUUAUCAUUAACACAAAUCGGGAAGUGAGUUAAAGUAAUUUAAACAGAAAAAUUAUCAUUUAUAUUAAAAAUAGACAAAAAUUGCUCACUGACUGUUUUGUAGUUAAUUCACAGAGAGUGUUUCAACUUCAGUGCAUUGAAAGUUCUGUGCUUUAAAUAUAUAGCAUCUGAGUCAACUUUAUCUCUUUGCAUUUACUGGAAACAAAACAGAUUUAAGUAUAAAAUACACUUUAAAGACAUUCAUCAAUACAUAAAAAUUUUGGAAUGGCAUUUUCUAUGAAAUGAAUAAUUUAUAUUUGAUACAGUGUAUAAAAAUGUGAUAUAAAAUGUAGUAUAAUUUACUACGUAGGCAUCGUUCUUCAACUGAGAUACAGCUUUUUGAUUUUUGUUUUUAUUUAAUGUUAUCAAUAAUCAUGUAUAUGAAGUUGAAACCCUCUCCUUAUAAAACUUUAUAUUAUCUACUUCUUUUUUUUUUCUUUUACUUUUAUAGACGAAAUUGGAAGUACAUGAAAUAGGGGCACUGAAUUUAUUUAUAUGUUUAGUUGCGCGAUAUUUCCGCCAACUGGACUUGGCCGAUGAUUUUUGA
Molecule: messenger RNA, 1214 nt
Organism: Heterotrigona itama
Lineage: Eukaryota; Metazoa; Arthropoda; Insecta; Hymenoptera; Apidae
Source: the annotation of a GenBank genome assembly